Molecule: messenger RNA, 168 nt
Organism: Protomyces lactucae-debilis
Lineage: Eukaryota; Fungi; Ascomycota; Taphrinomycetes; Taphrinales; Protomycetaceae
Exons: 2
Coding region: 1-168 (55 amino acids)
Source: RefSeq, a predicted model, not a curated record
AUGGACGACGAGACGCUCUCUGCAGUCAAGUUUAUGGCUGAUGCAGAGAGACAGGCGGACGCUCUAGAAAGACAGCUCAAUCAAUUUGAGAGUAAGCUUGAGACACUCCUUGCAGACUUGGAAGCGUCUGUGCCUGCUGCUGCUGCGUCACAAGUUAAAGGAGAUUAG